Messenger RNA from Arabis nemorensis, 345 nucleotides. Lineage: Eukaryota; Viridiplantae; Streptophyta; Magnoliopsida; Brassicales; Brassicaceae. The record is from the annotation of a GenBank genome assembly.
AUGCGGAAGUACAACUGGGAUAUUGGGAUUACACCGCUUGUAAGGAAGUAUUUUAUGAGGAUUGCUACAAAACGAAUGCGAGGCAUAGUUAGUCAAGCUAAGAAUAGUGGUCAACGGCCAAUUUGGAUCACACCUACGCUUUGGGCUUCAAUGUGGCAGCAUUGGGACACUCCUGAAUCUCAGGCGAGGAGUUCUACUGCUUCACAGUGCCGCAACUCUAAUCGUGGUGGUCUAGGAAUCGCAAAGCAUGUUUCUGGUCAGAAAUCAUACUUGAGAGUUCGACGUAAAAUGGUAUUUGUGUUCAUUUGUGAUCUUCUUGUUGUCAAUCUUCUUGCUGUUGGUUAA